AUGGAAAGCGUACGGAAAUACCCCGAGGACAAGCCCGUCGGGCCCGAAGAGACACAAGAUGUGAGCAGCGGUGAGAUGAUUAGCGACAACCAUGGAUUGAAGCGACACUUGAGCAACCGUAAGAUCCAAAUGAUUGCCAUUGGUGGUUCAAUUGGAACUGCCAUGUUCGUCAGUAUCGGUGGCGCAUUGAAUACAGGAGGCCCAGCCGGCUUACUGUUGGCUUAUGGUUUGUAUUCAUGCGUGAUAGCUCUCGUCAACAAUUCCAUGGCCGAGAUGGCCAUUUAUAUGCCUGUCAACGCCUCUUUCAUCCGUCAUGCUUCAGUCUGGGUCGACGAUGCCUGGGGUUUCAUGGCCGGCUGGAACUUUUUCCUCUAUGAGGCCAUUUUGAUUCCAUUCGAGAUCAGUGCUUUGAACUUGGUCAUCAGGUUCUGGAGUGACUCUGUGCCUGUUGGAGCCAUUUGCGCUGCUUGUAUUGUGACUUAUGGAUGGUAUGGAGAAGCCGAGUUUUGGCUAUCAUGGGGCAAGAUUCUUCUUAUGGGGAUAGUCUUUUCUUUUACCUUUAUUACCAUGGUGGGAGGCAACCCCAAGCACGACGCAUACGGCUUCCGGUACUGGAACAAUCCUGGGCCAUUUGCUGAAUAUCUGUCAGGAGGCGCCAUGGGUCGAUGGAAAGGGUUUCUUUCCGCUCUAUGGGCUGCUAGUUUCGCCAUUGUCGGCCCAGAGUAUAUGGCUAUGGUAGCUGGAGAGGCUAAACUCCCACGAAUUACGGUAAAACGGGCCUUCAAGGCCGUGUACAUCCGCUUCGGUGUUUUCUUCAUUGGAGGCGCCCUUUGUGUCGGGAUCGUGCUUCCUUACAAUGACCAGACCCUCAUUGCCAACCAAGGCAGCGGAACCGGUGCAGCUUCACCAUAUGUCAUUGCCAUGCAGAAUCUCGGUGUUAACGGUUUGCCACACUUGGUUAAUGCAUUGCUGGUCACGUCCAUCUAUUCUGCUGGUGACGCCUAUGUAUAUUGCGCCUCCCGAACCCUUCACGGAUUAGCUUCUGACGGCCAUGCUCCUGCCUUCUUGAAGAAAUGCACCAAGAAAGGUGUACCAAUCUACUGCCUAAUGAUCACUAUGCUGUUCCCAUUCUUGUCUUUGCUUCAACUAUCCAACGGUGCUUAUGUGGUCCUCAGCUGGCUCGUAAACAUCGUUACAGCCGGCGGUAUUAUUGAUUACAUUAUCAUCUGCGUCAACUAUAUUUUCUUCUGGCGAGCCUGUAAAGCACAAGGAGUGAACCGUCGCGAGUUUUCAUACUAUGCCUACUUCCAACCUUGGAGCACCGUUUUUGCCCUCUGCUUUGAAAUCUGCGUCGUCGUUUGCUAUGGCUACGUCAACUUUAUGCCCGGUAGCUUCGACAUCAGUUCUUUCUUCACCCACUACGCCAUGGUAUUUGCAGCUAUCAUUCUAUUCUUCUUCUGGAAGAUUUACAAACGCACCAAAUUCGUUAAGCCUCACGAAGCGGACUUAGUUUGGGACCGUCCGGCUAUUGAGCGGUAUGAAUUGACGACUCUGGAUCAGGAUACUGGUUUCUGGAGGGAACUGAUUGAGAUAAUCGGUUUGAAAAAGAAGAUGUCAGAGGGAGAGGCAGUAUCGUUUUAG
Messenger RNA from Talaromyces marneffei, 1641 nucleotides. RefSeq lists its product as uncharacterized. The record is from RefSeq and is a predicted model, not a curated record. Gene Ontology annotation, biological process: amino acid transmembrane transport. Gene Ontology annotation, cellular component: membrane. The transcript is spliced from 4 exons. NCBI's taxonomy places the organism in Eukaryota, Fungi, Ascomycota, Eurotiomycetes, Eurotiales, Trichocomaceae. Gene Ontology annotation, molecular function: amino acid transmembrane transporter activity. The coding region runs from base 1 to 1641 and encodes 546 amino acids.